UCUACUUACUAGCUCUUUCCAGUGCUUUCAUCUCAUGUUGAUCUUCACCUGCCUUCAUCUUCAUGAGAUGUAGUUGAAAGCUCUGAGCUAAGAGAGAGUUAAGAUUAUUUCCAGGGACAAGAACGAACCCUCAUGCACAAAAAAAGUGAAAAUGAUGCAUUUAAUUUAUGUAAUAUUUUGCAUUAAUCAAACACCAGAUCAAAUGUUUCUGCAUCCUCUAAUUUGGUUUGCACGCUGUAUAUUGUAUUCUAACAGUAAGUGCAUGAUAUUUAGUCAUGUGUAAUUACAAACUCCUGAAUAUUUAACAAAUUGUCUUCAAUGUUUUUGACCCUGAUGACGAUAAAGACGCAGACUGAUGUGUGUCCUGUUUUAUUCAGUGUAACACAGGAAAUGAGGACAGUCGUCUAGAAAGAGCAGCAGAGAGAGAAGUAGAGCUGCUGUGGAGGUGAAAGCACAAACAUGACAGAUAUGAAAAACCCGGUGAGAGCUCUGCUGGUCGUCGGUCUGCUAUUGACAGGUGUGAGGUGCAAAAAAGAUGCACUGUUUGUGUACAGCAGGCUUGGAGGUGACGCCCUCCUGCCUUGUACCAACCUGGUUUCCCCGGACUGCUCCUUUAUCUCCUGGACCUUCUACAAGGGCGGACAGGUGCAAUACACCACAGAGGUCAGCCGAGGGCAGGUGAGCGAAGACUCAGACAAAGCCAACCGCAUGUCCGUCACAUCCAACUGCUCUCUCAGCUUCCGUGACCUGAAGGUCAACGACGCCGGCUCCUACGUCUGCCUGCAGCGUGACAAAUCCGUCAUUAACGUUUACCUGUCUCUCGUCACCAUCACCACGUUUUCCUCCAUCGCUGACCUGCAGCCUGGAGGAAACCUCACCCUGAACUGCAUCCUGUUCACUUACUAUGAUGCUGGGAGCUGCAAGUCAUACUCCAGCAACGUGUUCAACCUCAGCUGGGUGUCUGAGGAUGGAUCUCAGCUGACCAAAGACAGCAGGUUGACUGGCUACUCUCGCUGCAACAUCACUCUGGUCACCAAACUCCAGAAGGAAGACAACAACAGGAAGUGGAGGUGUCAGGUGAGCACCACAGAAAGCAGCAGGGCAGCGUUUGUGGACUUCACAUCCUCCUUUUUAUUCCAGAUUCCUCCAACUGCCCAGAUUCAGAGUCCUGAGUCUGGGCAUGCGGAGUGUUCGGUCCAUCUGCCCGUCAGCCGCAUCGUGCUGUGUGUGGCUCUGCCGGUCAUGGUGCUCAUAGUUGGAUUCUUCACAUGGAGAGGAGACCGCAAGAGAGCCAAAACAUCUGCAGCUGGUAUUGAGCUCCAGGAAUUCAGCUGACCGCAGUUCUAUAUGUUGUUGUUUUGCCUUUAAGCAGGAUUUUGCUGCUUUUUCUGCUCUGCAGCAGCAGUUUCAGACC
Molecule: messenger RNA, 1414 nt
Organism: Thunnus maccoyii (southern bluefin tuna)
Lineage: Eukaryota; Metazoa; Chordata; Actinopteri; Scombriformes; Scombridae
Exons: 3
Coding region: 460-1335 (291 amino acids)
Biological process (GO): T cell activation; interleukin-15-mediated signaling pathway; positive regulation of ERK1 and ERK2 cascade
Cellular component (GO): external side of plasma membrane; membrane raft
Molecular function (GO): MHC class II protein binding; protein tyrosine kinase binding
Source: RefSeq, a predicted model, not a curated record